AUGAACUGUGUGGGAAAAGUAUCUGCGUCUGACAGUAUUCAAGUGGAUUAUUGUGCCCAUCAAGAAGUAUCCGAUAAGAGAAGAUACCCUACGUUUGCUAGGACACGACCACCAAACACUCAGAUCUCAAGGUCAGUAUCAUCCCUUUUGGUGACACUUCGAUGGAUGAAGGUAGCUUUGCUUUACUCCACAGUUCAUGCGGGAAACUUCAUUGAAAUAUCUCGCUCAAUUAUAAAUUCACUGCAUGAUGUAGGAGUCCAGAUUAACUUCAAAGGAACUUGGAAUCACAUUUAUCACCAUGGUUACAGUGAAAAUCCUUUCGAUAAAUUGAUUGUGGAAUCAUAUCAAGAUACUCGAAUUUAUGUUAUUGUGGGGUAUAAUUUUGAAUAUUUGGGCAUGAUGAUGAGUCUUCGACAGAGAGGACUAUUAGACAAAGGAGAGUAUUUCGUUGUUGGCGUUGACAUUGAACAAUAUGACAUUCAAAAUCCAAUGAAAUAUUUAAAAGGAUUGCUGAAAGAAGACAUCGAAGAAGAAGCAAAGAAGGCUUUCCAGUUUUAUCUGGGAGUCGUCGCCUCCCCUUCCCAAGAAUCAGAAGACUUUACCAGAAAAGUGAAUUAUUAUAUGCAGCUUCCUCCCUUCAAUUUCCCAAACCCUGUUCAAAGCUUGGGAGGAUGGAAAAAGAUACCUUCUGAGGGAUCUUACUUGUACGAUGCUGUAUAUGUUUAUGCUAAAGCAUUGAACAGAACUUUAAUUAAAGGUGAAAAUCCUUUGAAUGGAACUAAUAUGAUGAAAUACAUCUUCAGACAAACAUACUUUAGUAUUAUGGGAUUUAUGGUAUAUAUGGAUGAAAACGGUGAUGCAGAAGGAAACUAUACUCUGAUAGCAAGAAAAGAAAUCGUCAACAGACACGGAGAAUUUGGACUUUAUCCAGUUGGAGUUUUUCAACUUCCUGAAAAUAAAUCUGCCAUAUCAAUCCUAAAAUUCAUUCAUGCGAUAGACUGGAUGAAUGGCAAACCUCCUUUAGAUGAGCCUAUUUGUGGAUUUCAAAGGGAAAAAUGCGUGAGUCAUACUUUAAGGUUUGCUGCUCUGGUGUCUGGAAUCAUGGCUGCAUUAAUUCUUCUGAUAUUAUUAUUUGCAUACAAAAACUGGCUUUAUGAACAAGACUUAGACAAUAUUUUAUGGAAAAUUGACUAUAAAGAUAUUCAAAUUUAUGAAUAUACUCCAACGAGUAGAUUAUCAAAACAAACUUUACAUCCGAUCAUAAGAACAAGUCAGGUAUCUCUAAGUUCCAAUACUGAUGGUGAUUUUAGAUAUACCAACAUCUACACAACAGUUGGAAUUUAUAAAGGACGUAUGUUAGCCGUGAAAAAACUGAAGAAAAAAAGUAUUGAUAUUACACGGAAAAUGAAAAAGGAAUUGAAAAUGAUGAGAGAUCUUCAUCACGAGAAUCUGAAUUCGUUUAUUGGAGCCUGUAUCGAACCUCCUAACGUAUGUAUUGUAACAGAAUAUUGCUCAAGAGGAAGCUUAAAGGAUAUCCUUGAAAACGAAGACGUAAAGCUGGACAACAUGUUUAAUUCAUCCCUUAUAUCUGAUAUUGUUAGAGGGAUGAUUUAUCUGCACGAUUCUCCAAUUCACUCUCAUGGGAACUUGAAAACUUCCAAUUGUCUGGUAGAUGGUAGAUGGGUAGUUAAACUCUCUGAUUUUGGACUUCACGAAUUAAAGUUUGGAUUAGAUUUUGAAGAUUGUGAAAAAGAUUUUGAAGAACAGUGUGAAAAAUUGUUGUGGAAAUCUCCCGAGAUAUUAAGGGAUCCUUAUGCUCCAAACGAGGGUACACAAAAAGGUGACAUCUAUUCAUUUGGAAUAAUACUAUAUGAAAUCAUUGGUAGAAAAGGACCUUACGGAUAUAUUAAAAUGACACCCUCAGAAAUAAUAAAAAGCCUGAUCCAACGAGACAAGUGUCCUCCUCUUCGACCAAAUAUAUCUAAAUUGGAGGCUGAUAAUGUGCCAGAAUGUGUUCUGAAUUGCAUGCAAGAAUGCUGGUGCGAAGAACCAGAAUAUAGGCCUGACUUUAAAAUUAUCCGUUCCAAAUUGAGACCUAUGCGAAGAGAAAUAAAGCCUAACAUUUUCGAUAAUAUUUUGUUAAUGAUGGAAAAAUAUGCGGAUAAUUUGGAAGCCUUGGUGGAUGAGAGAACUAAUCAAUUGAACGAAGAAAAGAAGAAAACCGAUGCAUUGCUUUAUGAAAUGCUUCCAAAGUAUGUUGCAGAUCAACUGAAAAAAGGACAUAAAGUACAAGCUGAAUCUUUUGACUGUGUAACAAUAUUUUUCAGUGACAUUGUUGGUUUUACGUCAAUGUCGGCAAGGAGCAGUCCAUUGGAAGUUGUGGACUUUCUUAAUAAUCUGUACACUUGUUUCGAUGCCAUCCUUGAAAAUUACGACGUGUACAAAGUUGAGACAGUUGGAGAUGCAUACAUGGUUGUCAGUGGAUUACCAGUCAGGAACGGAGACAGGCAUGCCUCAGAAAUCGCAUCAAUGGCUUUACACCUAUUGGAAGCAGUAAACAACUUUCCCCUCAACGGCAAACCAACUGAUUCUCUCUUAUUGCGGAUUGGUAUACAUUCAGGAGCUGUAUGCGCUGGAGUUGUUGGGAAGAAAAUGCCAAGAUAUUGUCUAUUUGGUGACACGGUGAAUACAGCAUCGAGAAUGGAAUCAAGUGGUCUUCCACUUCGUAUUCAUUGCAGUGAAUCAUUCAGACAAAUGUUGCUAAAAUUAGGUGGUUAUACUUUUGAAGAAAGAGGAACUGUACAUAUAAAGGGCAAAGGUGAAAUGGUUACAUAUUGGUUAAUUGGACAAGAAAAAUACAGAAUAAAGAACUCUCCUCGUCCAGCAACAAAUAAGAUUUUUCCUAACUCUCAACAAGUUACGAGAUCUUCAUUAAAGCAACGUAAUCGAAACACAUCACCUACCUUCAACAGGAAAUUUUCCCUAGAUUCACGCAAAAUUUUACGAUUUGACCCACAAAUCCACACAAGUUCAUCUAAAAAGCAUUGCAAAUCUAAUCCCAGACUGAAACCAUUGUUGUACCAGAGCAAAAGUUACAACUCUUUCUUCCAGGAUUACGAACUACCUAAUUUAUAUCGAAAUUCUUCCUCUUCUGACAGAAGAAAUUCAUCAUGUCCAUGCUUAGAAGGAGAUUGAAACUGAAAGAUUUCGUCCUGUCUUACCCUUCUUUUUAAAAAUAUUUUUAAAAAAAUCAUUUGAACUAAAUGGGGGGAAAUGAAACAUCUUUCCAGUGUAAUGAAGCAUUUUUCCAAUGUAAUGAAGCAUCUUUCCAGAGUGAUGAAGGACUUUUUCAAUGUGAUGAAAUAUUUUUCCAAUGUCAUCUUUCCAGUGUGAUGAAUGAUUUUUUUCUAUGUGAUGAAACAUUUUUCCAAUGUAAUGAAGUAUCUUUCCAGUGUGAUGAAUAAGGCCCGGAUUUUGAUGACAUU
This is a messenger RNA of Parasteatoda tepidariorum (common house spider), 3485 nucleotides long. The record is from RefSeq and is a predicted model, not a curated record. NCBI's taxonomy places the organism in Eukaryota, Metazoa, Arthropoda, Arachnida, Araneae, Theridiidae.